UGAGCAUGCACUGGCAUACACAUGCUGGCAAUUGGACAUGAAUUUGAAGUAAUUCGAAAUAUGAACUCGACGGCGGAUGCAUUCGCGGCGGAUAUAUUGCAGUUGUUACCUGUAGACGAAUGGUUCACUUUACGUGACACGCUUAAGGAAAAUUGGCCAACUUACGCAUAUCAUUAUUAUUGGGUUGAGAAUGCUAUCCAGUGGAAGAAGCAGAAUCCAAAUAUAAAGCAUGAUAUUUACUGCCCAGAAGGAAAACUGUCCACUGGAGUAUUCAUCGGAAUAUCAACUUUUUCAGGAUUUAGAGUUUAUCCAUUCGCCACAGGGUCAUCGCAAAAUCUGCUCCAUAAGUCAUUACUAGAGAGUCAACGAUUGGAUUGGAACACGGGUAUAGUAAUUGCUGCCGUUCAUGAACACAUUCAACCUACAGUGUAUUCUGUUUUAGCUGAUUUAAAGUCUCAACGCGGACUUGAAAUAGAUUUCUCCAUACCUGGGCAAUAUUACUUUAAAUCGGUAGAAGAGUGUGCAACAGUAAAAAUCCAGAUACCUGAGGAAUGUUACGUGAUGAGAUUAAACAAAUCGCAUGUUUCUCAAAUUCUUGCUAUAUGGCCGCACCGUCAUGCAACACGUCCGGAAUUGUCAAUGGCCUACCUUCAAUUAUUGGUAGAGAUGAACACAAGUGUUGGUUUAUUUCUUAGAAAAAAUGAUGCACUUGUUUCGUGGGUACUACAGAAUGAAUGGGGAGGUCUAGGUAUGGUUCAAACUAUAGAAGAGUAUAAGCGACGCGGAUACGCAAAAACCGUUGUUAAAGUUUUAGCGAAAGAAAUAGCAGAUUUUGGUUUAUCGUCUGUUCUUUUUAUCGUGAAAGGCAAUGCAUCGUCGCAUGAAAUGUUUACUUCAUUAAACUGGAAGCGAAUGAAUGACAUUCUAUGGAUAGUAAUGAAAGAAUAUGAGACACGUACUUGAAAUGUUAAAAAUUAUUCCGUAAGUUGAAUUCUAUGGCAUAGAUUGGUGAUGUACUAAAACUGUAAAAUGAAAUCUCCUCAAGACACCUUAGGUGUAAACAAAUUUCGCCAAAUACAUUCUUGUUCCUUUUUUGAA
Orussus abietinus is the source of this 1098-nucleotide messenger RNA. RefSeq lists its product as uncharacterized. Bases 22 to 963 code for a protein of 313 amino acids. NCBI's taxonomy places the organism in Eukaryota, Metazoa, Arthropoda, Insecta, Hymenoptera, Orussidae. Gene Ontology annotation, molecular function: acyltransferase activity, transferring groups other than amino-acyl groups. The record is from RefSeq and is a predicted model, not a curated record. The transcript is spliced from 4 exons.